CUUGUCGUAAGAGCCUUAGAAACGAUAACUAUAUAAACGUGAAAUUUCUUUUGUUUAUAUCUUGAUCUCGAAAGUAGAUCAAGAUUUCAUAUUUGGAGCAUAAGUAGUCGAGAUUGAGUACUAUCUAUGGCCAAGAGCAUGUGCAAAAAUAACUGUCUCACAGGAAGCAUUUUACUAGCGUGACGACUUUCACAUAAUUUUUUUUACCUGAAAAAUACGGUAUUGCAUUUAAUAUCACUUAUAUCUAUUGUAUAAGUGUACCUCUACUAUAAAUUUCGUACAAGUCCCUUAGCUGUUGCUGGUUUAUUACAACGGUUUCUACCAAAAUCUGUUGUGAUAAACCAGCAAAACUGAAGUUGAAUACGCCGUAAAUCCGAAAGCAUAGUCUGAUAGCCUGAUAUGAGCACUGAUCUUUGGCAUAUGAGCGCCAAAAUGUCCAGAAGUAUCGAACAAGAAAACCGAUCUUCAAAAUCAGCAUUUUUCAUAUUCUAUCCCCUUUCGAGCUCAUCCGUACAACUUAUACAAUAGAUAUAAGUGAUAUUAAAUGCAAUAUCAUAUUUUUCAGGUUAAAAAAAGUUAUGUGAAAGUCGUCGCGCUAGUAAAAUGCUUCCUUGUUGUGCAUAUAUAUUCGCACAUGUGCGACAGUUAUUUUUGUACAUAGUACUCAAUCUCGACUACUUAUGCUCCAAAUAUGAAAUCUUGAUCUACUUUCGAGAUCAAGAUAUAAACAAAAGAAAUUUCACGUUUAUAUAGUUAUCGUUUCUAAGGCUCUUACGACAAGUUCCAUAACUUUUGAAGGAGAGAAGUUCCGGUGAAAAUGUUUUGGGAAUCUUCCUAAGUAUGUCGAUGUCGCUGCUACCUACUGUGAAAGUAUGAACAAAAAACUCAGACAUUGAUUGAGCAACUUAGGCCGUCCCUAACAUGCAGUGGCUCUUAACUUGCCUCGAUCUACUUAACAUUAGAUUAUUGCACUAUGUUGCGUUUCGAAAUUAAAGUUUAUAUUAAAUCUUGCUUGAAGGUUAAAACUUUUGAUGAUUUUUUGAAUGUUCAUGUUUCAUUUGAUAGUGAAUGUUUGCCGAUAACUUAAUUUUCAUGUUUUUAGUGGACAUUGUAAAGCCCUGGCUGGACCUUAUGCUGAUGCUGCAAAACAAUUGAAAGCAAGCGGUAGUGAUACUAAAUUAGCUAAAGUAGAUGCAACAGCUGAAACAGAAUUAGCUACAAAAUAUGGAAUAAAAGGCUAUCCAACAUUGAAAUAUUUUUCUGACUCCACAACAAUUGAUUAUAACGGUGGUCGAACAGCCGAUGACAUUCUAAACUGGUUAAAAAAGAAAACAGGACCAGCGGCAACCGAAUUGAACACUUUGGAAGAAUUUAAAACAUUGAAAGAAGCAAACCAAGUUGUUGUUAUUGGUGCAUUUAAAGAAACCGAUGGUGAUUCAGCGAGUGCGUUAUUACAAGUUGCUAAAACUUUGGAUGAUAUCCCAUUUGCUUUUACAUCUAAUAAUGAUAUAUUAAAACACUUAGAUAUCAAAACUGAUACCGUUGUUCUAUUGAAAAAGUUUGAUGAAGGUCGAAAUGAUUUAACAUCGGACAUCAAUGAAAAUUCAAUCCGUGAAUUCGUUCAAGCAAAUUACUUGCCAAUAGUUGUGGAAUUUAAUGCUGAAUCUGCACAAAAAAUAUUUGGCGGUGAUAUCAAAGUGCAUGUUUUAUUGUUUGUUGGACGCAAAAGUGAUGAUUUUAAGAGUAUACAUUCAGAAUUUAAAGAAGCUGCUAAAAGUUUUCGUGGAAAGACGCUAUUCGUUUUAAUUGAUGCUGAUGAUGAAGAAAAUGAACGCGUUCUUGAAUUUUUUGGUUUAAAGUCAACAAAUGUUCCAGCUGUUCGUUUAAUUACUCUCAAAGAUGAAAUGGCUAAAUUUAAACCAGACUCAGAUGAAAUAAAAACAACAAUUAUUGAAGAAUUUGUGCAAAAUUUCUUAGAUGGUUCAUUGAAACCACACUUAUUAACACAAGAUAUACCUGAUGAUUGGGAUCAAUUACCUGUCAAAGUUCUAGUUGGAAAAAAUUUUCAUAAAAUUGCCAAAGAUCAAACUAAAACAGUUUUGGUCGAAUUUUAUGCACCAUGGUGUGCUCAUUGCAAACAGUUGGCACCGAUCUAUGAUCAGCUCGGUGAAAAGUACAAAGAUCAAGAUGAUGUUGUUGUGGCUAAAAUUGAUGCAACGGUAAACGAAGUUGAAGAUAUUAAAAUUCAAAGUUUUCCAACAUUAAAAUUAUUUCCCAAAGAUUCGGAUGAUGUUAUUGAUUAUCAUGGAGAACGUACGUUAGAAGCAUUGUCCAAAUUUAUUAACAGUAAUGGCAAUGAAGGUGGAAAAGUUACAGUAGAAACUGCUGAACAUACCGAAGACGCUGAUGAAGAAAUAGAAUCAUCUCAUGAUGAAACUCAACAUGAAGAUUUAUAA
This is a messenger RNA of Didymodactylos carnosus, 2456 nucleotides long. The record is from the annotation of a GenBank genome assembly. NCBI's taxonomy places the organism in Eukaryota, Metazoa, Rotifera, Eurotatoria, Philodinida, Philodinidae.